Molecule: messenger RNA, 4307 nt
Organism: Scophthalmus maximus (turbot)
Lineage: Eukaryota; Metazoa; Chordata; Actinopteri; Pleuronectiformes; Scophthalmidae
Product: semaphorin-3D
Exons: 18
Coding region: 263-2686 (807 amino acids)
Biological process (GO): semaphorin-plexin signaling pathway; axon guidance; neural crest cell migration
Molecular function (GO): semaphorin receptor binding; chemorepellent activity
Source: RefSeq, a predicted model, not a curated record
CAUGUGUCCACCUUGUUUAUAACGCGCGGAGGCUCCAGGUGACCGGACACUGACCUGUCCGACGUCCCGCAACAGCAUCACAGUCCGUCUCCGCUUUGUUCAUCCGAGCAGGAAUUAAAAACCGAGAGGGAGCCGAAGACAACCGAGACUUCACGACUCCACGAGAUUCUGCUCGUCAGCUGCGGCCCACAGUGUGAUGUGACCGGCGGGUUCCGUCCAACCGACUUCUUCCCCUCCACGCCAGCGACGAAAGCGACCAGCGAUGGCGGCCGCCUCGGGAGUCGCCGCCGGAGGAGCGGCGCCGUCUCCACAGGUGCUGAUGAUGUGUCUCCUCCCGCUGCUGUGGCCGCAGCCCGUCGGCGCCGACGCUGCUCCGGACGCCACAUCCCCCCGGAGCCAGACCGGACCGCGGCUGCAGCUCUCACACUCGGAUCUGAGGAACCGCUCGGCCGUCUUCUGGACGGGGGGGGUCAGCGGGGGCUACCAGGCGCUGCUGCUGGACGAGGACCAGGGCUGGCUGCUGGUCGGCGGCAAGGACCACAUCUACCUGCUGAGGCCCGACAGCCUGGAUCGGCCCUCGCGAGCGGUGUACUGGCCCGCUGCCAGAGAGCACGUGGAGCACUGCAGGCUGGCCGGGAAAAGUCUGGAGACGGACUGCGCCAACUUCGUGCGGCUGCUACAGCCCUUCAACAAGACGCACGUUUAUGCUUGUGGCACCGGCGCCUUCCAUCCACAGUGCACGUACCUGCACUUAGGACACAACGCCGAGGGUCCGUUGUUCAUGUUGUCUCAUGCGACGGAGUCGGGACAAGGGAAAUGUCCCUUCAGUCCCAGAGAGACCUUCACUGCCAGACUGACCGAUGGUGAACUGUACGCGGGCACCUCGGUGGACUUCAUGGGCGCCAACGCCGCGAUCUUCCGCACGACGAUCCAGGGCAGCAGUCAACACUACAUCCGCACCGAGGCCUACGACCAAAACUGGCUGAACGAGCCGGAGUUUGUCGGCUCCUUCUCCAUCCCCGACACCCACAGUCCCGACGACGACAAGGUUUACUUCUUCUUCAAGGAGAAGGCGGUGGAGGCCGGCCAGUGGGACAAGAGGGUGUACAGUCGCGUGGCCCGGGUCUGCAAGAACGACGUCGGAGGGAAGCGGAGUCUGAUCAACCGCUGGACGACCUUCCUCAAAGCCAGACUGGUCUGUUCUGUUCCCGGGCCGUCCGGAGUCAACACGCAGUUUGAUGAGCUGGAGGACAUCUUUGUUCUGGAGACCAAAGACCCUCAAAAUCCCACCAUCUAUGGCGUCUUCAGCACUUCCAGCUCUAUAUUUCGUGGCUCGGCGGUGUGCGUCUACUCCAUGGCGUCCAUCCGAGCGGCUUUCAACGGGCCGUUCGCCCACAAGGAAGGUCCCGACUAUCGCUGGGUGGAGUACAAAGGCCGCAUCCCUUAUCCCAGACCUGGAACUUGUCCCAGCGAGACGUACGACGCCCUCCACAAGUCCACCAAGGACUUCCCCGACGAGGUGGUGAGCUUCAUGCGGCAGCAUCAGCUGAUGUGGGAGCCGGUCCCGCCCCUGGGCGGCAGGCCCAUAUUAACCCGGGUCAACGCGCCCUACAUGUUGAAGAGAGUGGUGGUGGACAGGGUGGACGCCGAGGACGGACCCUACGACGUCUUACACCUGGGCACAGAUGACGGGAAGGUGGUGAAGGCGGUGUCCGUCGUCAAGGACAACUGGGCCACAGAGGAGAUUCUCCUGGAGGAACUGACCGUCUUCCAGAGUCCGACUCCCAUCAUGAGCAUGGAGCUGUCGACCAAGAGACAACAGCUGUAUGUGUCGAGCGAGCUCGGCGUGGCCCAGCUCGGCCUCCAGAGGUGCGAGCUGUACGGGAGCGACUGCGCCGAGUGCUGCCUGGCCCGGGACCCCUACUGCUCCUGGGACGGACAGACCUGCUCCAGAUUCUUCCCCACCAGCAAGAGGCGGGCACGGAGACAGGAUGUGAAACACGGAGACCCCUGGAGCCAGUGCCCAGUCACAGAGGACGGUUCGGACUCUGUGGAGGUGAGGUCGGUGUACGGCGUGGAGGGGAACUCCUCCUUCCUGGAGUGCGUUGCUCGGUCGCCUCAGGCCGAGCUCAGGUGGACGGUGCAGCAGCAAACUCUCAGCCAGACACAUGAGAGCAAACUCUCUCAGAGCGAUGGCGACCGCUCCCUCCACAUGAGGCGCGGGUUGCUGGUCCAGCGCCUGGAGCUGGCUGACGCGGGCCUCUACACCUGCACCAGCCUCGAGCACUCCUACAGCCAGGUCCUGGCCCGGUACCGCGUGCACAUCAUCCCCAACCACAGCCUCCACCCAGACCGCCACCAACAGAACCACGGCCCCAGCCACGGGAAGGCCGGCCCAGCCGGGGGCGGCGGCGGCGGCGCAGGGUUCCUCGGCCAGUCGGGGGCCCCUCAUCCGCCACCGCCGCUGCCGGCACACAGGAACUCGUGGCUGCACCAGCAGCUCCCCGUGAGGAGCUACAAGGACCUGCACAUGGUGGGGACCAACAGACUGAGCGUGGACGAGUACUGCGAGCAGCUGUGGUACCGCGAGAAGCGCCGGCAGCAGAAGCUCCGCACGCUGAAGCUGAAGCAGGAGAGCAGGAAAGCCCGGGUGAGGAGGAACAACCCCCCUGAGAUGCCCCUCUAGUGGCCUGCGGCAGGACACAGACACUGACUCUGAACGUGCAGACGACGAGGAGGAGAGGUCGAAUCCACAAAGUUUGCCUUUUGAGCAAAUGAUGCCAAGUGUCAAUAAGACUGACACAAAGAAAGAGCAGAUUAUAUCCUAACCCUGAAUAUUAAACACUGCAGAAAAAUGUAAAAAGCAAUGUAGAAAUAAGUGAUUUAUCUCUGAACUUAUAUUAUUAACGACGUUCAUUAUUGUUUGGAACAUACAGCAGUUAGAGAUGUUAUAUGUCAGUCGGCGUUGGGGGAAAAAAUUCAGUAGAGCCCACCGAUAUGGAUUUUUAAAUAUAAAUAAAAUAUGGAUCUAAAUUUUUUAACUAUAAAUAAAAAUAAAACACAAAAUCAUAAUUUUUUUUAAACGUGAAAUGUAAACAUAUUUCCGACAUUGUUUAUUCUGUAAAAUAAUACGUUUUUAGAUAUUAUCGACCGAUUAAUCGGUCGGUCGAUAAUAUCUAAAAACGUCGACGUCUGAUGGAGAAUUCAGCUCACGACACACACACACACCUUCGCAUCGCAAAGGUUGGCGUGUUACACAAUUCCUCAUGGUUAUGAGGAAUACUGUAUUAUCUGAUUCAUUUCAUCAUGGACAGAGACUCAGUUUCCAGGGGAAGAGAUGCAUCUGAUCACAUUUUGUUUUUCAGGCGUCUAGAUAAACGAACCCUGCCGGCUGAUUAUUAUCUGGCUAAUGAUGAAAAUAACAACUAACUGAUCAGAGUUUAAAGCGCCUGACUACAUGUUUCCUUUAUAAGCUUCUAAAUGCGAGUGAUGGCAUCCUACAUAUAAACAUCACCGUCUCAAAUUUACAGCUGUUUUACUGUGUUUGGGUUUUUUUGGGGGCCGUUAAACUGUAAAAACUGAGGUUCCUAUUUUUUUCUAAACUUAACUUGAUUGUUGCUUAUUUACAGUAGUUGAGACUAUUAAAUAGUGUAGGGAAAAGUUUAAGAAGUUUAAAGUUACUACUUUAAAUUUCAGAAAAACUAGUGGGCUAUAUUAUUUACUUUUACUCUUAUGCUAUUAAUGCAACACACAAACACACACACACACACUCAUAUAUAACAGACAGAACGACAGAAGACUUCAUAAGAAAAGUGUUUGCUGAGUUCACUGCUACAUUUAACUGUGUUUACCAGAAACAUGCAGUAUAAUGUUUUAUUAUCGUGUAUUUAUGUUUGUUCUCGGAUGUAUUUGCUGAUCUUGACGUUAUACUGUACGUAUUACAUUGGGAGGAAUAAAGGCCUGAGUGGAAACGCACACAUGAAAUGGACCUUGCUUGAAAACGCCUCGUAUGUAUAGCGUAUUAACGCUGCUGUGUAACUAUUAAUUAUCAUUCACAACGAUGUAUAUUAAAGAACUCUUAUUUUUGAUAGCUUUCUUUCUUCAUGUGCUACGAAUUUAGUCCAUUUUUUCCCACUGUGUUUAUGUAUAAACGUGUUUUUUUCCUGAUAAGCAAAUGAAAACGUUUUUAAGUCACAAUUCUCUAAUAAGCUUUGAGAUGAAGAUCUGAGUAAUCAAAUUGUUUGAUACUGUAUGUGAAACAGCCACAAAAUGAUAACUUACAUGUAAAAUAAAUCUGAUAAAAAAUA